This is a messenger RNA of Coregonus sp. 'balchen', 28476 nucleotides long. Lineage: Eukaryota; Metazoa; Chordata; Actinopteri; Salmoniformes; Salmonidae. The record is from the annotation of a GenBank genome assembly.
CUCAUCACAGAGACGAUAAUAACGGAGAGGAGGUAGACUCCUCACGAGGCCAUGGCAGGGCCCCCGUAAACAGACAAACAUAUUUAUUCUCUUUGUUCGCCUCGACGCACCGCUCGCCGCCUCCGAGGAGGGGCCGCAGAAUAGCUCUCUCUGGUGGAAGAGUGGGGGAAGAGGAGGGGAGAAAGCAACAGGGAGAACCGAGGGAUUUUUCUACCGGAUAACCUAAUGGCAGAGCGCGAGGCGUCGCCGUUACCACUAGAGGUUCGCGCCCGGCUGGCGGAGCUGGAGCUCGAGCUGUCAGAGGGUAAGAACACACCCCAGACGCCCGGUUAUUCCGUUAACGUAGAGGAAUCUCUACACUAAUGGCUCUUUCCACCCCAGACCCCCCUCUCUCUCCCCUGCUCCGCCCCUCCAGAUGUUUGUCAGAGCGGCCCUCCCAGUCUGCUCUAGCCGGGACAGGGUGAGGGAAGAGUGGCAGCCCACUGCGGGAUUCACCCGCCUUUCUUUGUCUCUCUGGUCGUGACACAUACACAGACACAUGGCCCUGUGCUCGGUUCAGGUCUGAAAACCGGCUAUUUGACCUUGAGAAGUACGUUUUGUCCGUGCUUCCACGGACCUGUGUGGUGUGUGUAGGCCUGCGUGUGUGUCACGCUCAAACGAAUGGAUUUAAUAAUCGCGAUGCCGAUGCAACACUGCGUGACAGGAGACGGUUCGGUGGUGUGUGUGUGUGUGUGUGCUCAGGCUCGGUGUUUUGGCCUGCACGCUCAGCAGCUGAUGAUGAUGAUUUGGGUGUUUUUUUUCUGACGACAAUUGAAUCUAAAAUAAAAUAGUCGAAACCGAAUCUGUUAAAUCACAACCAAGCCUAUCCACCAAUGGAAUGCGGAGAUUAUUUUGCCGCAUGUUAUAUUGUCAGAUAAAUUGCGCAUUUGUUUCAUUUGUGUCUGCGUUAUAUAAUGUUGACAUAUUUUAUUCAUAUACAUUGUCUGCUCUAUAGAUUGUUGUCAACGCUCCUGGUGUAUGUUGUGUGGUUUACAUGGACUAGCGUGGUAGGGACACACUGUUGAACGCCUAUAGCCUUGAUGUGUUGUUGUCAACGUUUUUCUAUUGCAGCCAGAUGUACAGUAUCUUAUGAUUGCUUGAGUGUUGGUUCCCAAACCCAGCUUUCCCUCCAUAGGCUGUUCAAUCAGAGCAGAACCAGGACAUGGCAGUUACUUGUGGACAGUGUUUCCCCUAUGAUUUUUUUCAGCAAGGGUGGGUGUGGGGGUUCAUUGCUAGUAAUAAUAAUAAUAAUAUGCCAUUUAGCAGACGCUUUUAUCCAAAGCGACUUACAGUCAUAGUGUAGCAAUGCAAUGACAUGCUAGCUGUUCCCAUAGACUUCCAGUCGUUGAGCCAACUACUUUCCAUUUAAAAGCACGUCUCCUGGGCCACCGCUACUAAAUGAAUAUAGAGGAAACAAUGGGUGGAGAUGGAGAGCUGCUGUAUGUGGACAUGAAUGGAUGAUGACAGACAGGAAUGUAUUAGGACAGAUAUAUCAUGGUCAUUAUCAGGUGCCACUCUGUCAACGUUGUUGAUGUAGGCCUAUCACUAAACGCUUUAUUUAAAAGAUCGCUUGUGGGAGCAGCCAACAGUGAGCGGACAAUACCUUUUUCUUUAGGGGUUCUGUUUUUAUCUAGCUCCUUUGGCAAGCUGCUCUCUUGUGCUACACAGCAUGUUAUUCUCACACCUUCCUCUCUGCCUUUCUCUGGCCCAUCGAGUGACCAUUCCGUGCAGGGACAGGGUGUGCGUGUGCGUGCGUGCGCGUGCGUGCAGCGUGUGUGUGAGCCCUCUGGCACGGCUCUGGACACGCGUGUAUAGACACAGGACUCUGGGACACGAGUUUCAGCCUGGAAGCCCAAGGUCCCCAUGACGCAUGCUGUGUGUGUGUGUGUGUGUGUGUGUGUGUGUAUGUGUGUGAUCACAUGAAAUGAGAUUGUAAUGGAUACAAAGAUAAAAGGAGAAACGAGAGUGAAAGAGAGGGAGAGGGGGUAUACAGAUUGAUUGGCUUGGCAUCUCUCUCCCAGUGUCUAUCUGUGUGAUUUAAUUUGUUCACAAUGACCAAUAGGGAAGGAAUGCUGCUUAGACUGUAACCAAUCACAGCUGGAUGUUGAUGUGAUUCUGGGGAUCGGUGUGAGACACACAAAAACACACACACUUUCCAAAUGUUCUAUGUUGGCUAGCAAUUUUCAGACACUUGAAGGAAAAUGUAAGUUUCAAUUGCACCUCCGUCAUUCGAUCGCGUCAUGCCAUUGUUAUGAACGUUCUCAAGCCUCCCUCUGCCGGCGAUGCCAUAGAGGUGCCAAAAAGUCGUGAUAAUCCCAGUCAUUCUGGACGGAGGCUAACGGCUGUGUCUUCUAAAUUACACUAUAGUGUCCUGGAAAUACGAUGACAUUGCUAAAGUAGGCAGAUAUUUCGUAGGAAACAACUUUGCCAUCAUUAUCAUGUCAUCAAAUUUACUUUAGACAGAUGGCGAUGUUGUCAUUAGCUAGCAAAGUUCGUCAAAAAUAGCUAGCAAUGUUAACGUUAGUUAGCUAAAAUUCGGUGCUCUCGACCUCAAUUUUAGCUAGCUAGUUAACGUUAUACUCCAUCUAAAGUCAAUCUGGCGAAAUCAAAAUCAUGACUAAAGGUUUUCCUACUAAUUAUUGUAUUCCAUGCCACAGUAAUGCACUUUUGAGAGUCCAAAACGUUCAAACAAAUGUUAAAAACUAUAUUAUGACGAAACGUGCAACCCAUGAAUAGUAUGAAACUGUGAGAGACCGAGAGAAAAAUAUCAUUUGAAGAAAGAGAGAAUAGGAGAGAGAGAGCAGGCAUAGGGUUGUUAUGAACUCUGAUAUUUCAGUAUGGUAUUCUCACACAAACACACAAACACACACACACUCAGGCAGGUAUCAUUAGCCCAGUUUUCACAUCUGGAAAUCCAAGAUGGCCACCAGGCCUUCUCCAGGAGAACGGUUGCUAGGCAACUUCCUCCCUGCUCCACUGCCUUAAGAUCUGAAGAUGGUGUCUCCCUGUGGAUGGUGUGUGUGUGAGUGAGUGCAGAAACAGGAAUGCUGUAUCUGAUCUGCAGAAAGGCCUCACAGCGAUAAAACACAUACACACACACAUGCUGAAUAUCAUAGCAAGGAACAGAUGAGGGGAUUGGACCCAGAUGUUCUGGCCACUCUCCAUGGUCAGAUAGUGAAAUACAUACUCUCACGCUCUCUCUCCCACUCAUUCACUCUAAAAAAUAAAAUGUCCUCUCACACACACUAAAGGGGUGGGUUCUGAGGCCUCAUGUAAAAAAACAGGGUUAACUGAUACUCUUACACUCAAAACAACCUCUUUCUCUCUCCGUCUCUCUAUCCCCCCCCCCCCCCCCCCCCCCCCCCUCUCUCUCUGCCAGGUGACAUCACACAGAAGGGUUAUGAGAAGAAGCGGUCUAAGCUGAUCAGGGCCUACUUUCCUCAUCCUGGAGGUACAUAAAUACAGUCUCUGUCCUCUAGUAGAACACCUCUAUGCAGCACAUCUAUUCUAGUCCCACUGGGUUUAACCCUCCUCGUUUAACCCCUGGCUCUCUCUCACUCUGGGUCACACAAGACUUUGUAUUACUCCAAUGCGCUCAAUGUAGCAGCAUAUUGAAUAUGCUGAAAGCUCCUUCCACACUGAGAAUGUUGGGUGAUUUUUGUAUCUCCAUCUGUGGCUUUGACUGUAUCUUUUUGACUCUCUCAUUAUUUUUCUGUCUGCCUUUCCCUGUUUGUUUGUGUGUGUGCAGGUAUGGAGGGUAUGUCUCACCGCCCUCCCUUCGCCCCCCCGUCUGCCGCUCGUUUCCACAGACGACGCUCUUCUGGAACACAUGAUGAACGCUACCGUUCAGGUACACACACACACACCUUUACUACAGAUGAGAUACUGAACCUGACUUUAGACCAGAGUUAUUCAAACUGUUGGUCAAUAGACACACCUUUAGUCAGUCCUUUCAGUAUAACCAUAUAAUAUAGAUAUAUAUUUUAAUUAAAUUGACUAACAUAAUUUCUGUCCCUCUCUCUCCAACACCAUAUCACCCCCCAGACGUCCACAGUGAGGCGGUACAGGCAGUGUUAGCCAGGCAUGUGGAGAGCAACGUGGCAGUGCCUAUGCCCUCCAAACGACGAUCACUGGUGGUACAGACAUCCAUGGAUGCGUACACCCCCCCAGGUGAGACACACACACAUACACUUAUCAGGUUAUGUUCGGUGCUUGACUUGGGCAGGAGCUCACCUGAACUGAGUAACUGCACCUCACAUUUUCUACUGCUUGAGUUCCUGCACCCCUUAUAGAAUAUUAUUAGCUCAAAAGUAUUGCAGAGUUCCUGCACCUAAAUAUAAAGAGUAACGGUAGCUAACUCCGUUCCGUACAUAUGUGGGCAACCGCGGCAUUCAAACGAGGCUGCAAUGAAAACUAAUGGGACUGUAGCGACUGUGUUGGCAUCAAAAUCCGGGGUGUGAACUAAGUUUCGAUUCAGCGUUGAUUGACAUGGUAAUUGACCAAUAGUAUUGGAGAAAAGUUGAAAAAACUGACCCCGCUGACGCUGUACGUUAAAGUAUGACAUGUCACGACGUAAAGUACGGCACGCAUUAUUCAACUCAUUCUGUGCCGUACAGCCUCUUUCCACCAGGUGUAGCGCUUCUCUCGCAGAUUAAAAACAUGAAAUGAUCAAUGGUGAGUGUAAUGGUGAGUGUAAAGUUGUCACGCUCUGGCUCUGGGGACUAUGUUAUGUUGAGCCAGGGUGUGUAAGUCUAUGUUUAAUUUUCUAUGUUGGUCUGAGUGACUCCCAAUCAGAGGCAACGAGUGUCAGCUGGGUGUCUCUGAUUGGGAGCCAUAUUUAACUGUUGGUCUUGCACUUUGUGUUUUGUGGUUUCUUGUUCCUUUUGGUUUGUGUAUCGAAGGACUUCACGUUUCGUUCUUUGUUUUGAUCGUGUGAUCUAGUAAAUAAAUAUAAAUAUGUUCACCCGCAACGCUGCGCCUUGGUCCUCUCUGUUCGACGAGCGUGACAGAAGAAACCACCUUAACCAGACCAAGCAGCGUGUUCAGGAGCCAUCGCUGGCAGAUCUCCGUGGCAACCUCGACUGGAUCAAGCAGCGUGACGAGGAGAGAGGAUGGACGUGGGAGGAGAUGAUUGCGAGUCUGGCAAGAGGGAGGAGAGACCCCCAGGAAAUUUUUAGGGGGGGGCUCACGACGUCGGGCCAGCAGGUGUACGGGUUAGAGCGGUGCAAAGCGUUGGCAGAGAAGGCCGCCAGGUUAGGGGGGCCACUGGGCACAGAGGAGAGGGAAAGUGUGGAGGCACGGCGAGAGGUACUGGGGUGUGUUACCAGUCCGGUCCGGCCCGUUCCUGAUCCCUGCGUGGGGCCAGUGGUGUGUGUCCCCAGUACGGUCCGGCCUGUUCCUGCCAUUCCCACCAAGUCAGUGGUGCGCGUCGUCAGCCCAGCCCGGCCUGUCCCUGCCAUUCCCACCAAGUCAGUGUUGCGCGUCGUCAGCCCGGCCCGGCCUGUUCCUGCCAUUCCCACCAAGUCAGUGGUGUGCGUCGACAGCCCAGCCCGGCCUGUCCCUGCUCCACGCACCAAGCCUACGGGGUGCGUCGCCAGUCCAGCCCGGCCUGUCCCUGCUCCACGCACAAAGCCUACGGUGUGCGUCGCCAGCCCAGCCCGGCCUGUCCCUGCUCCACGCACAAAGCCUACGGUGUGCGUCGCCAGCCUGGUUCAGCCCGUUCCUGCUACUCGCACCAAGCCCGGGGUGCGAGUCGUCAGCCAGGUCCGGCCCGUCGCUGCUCCACGCACCAAGCCAAGGGGGCGCAUCGUCAGCCAGGUCCGGUCCGUUCCUGCCUCACGCGCCAAGCCAGGGGUGCGCGUCGUCAGUCCGGCACGGCCCGUGCCUGCUCUCCGCACCAAGUCUAUGGUGCGUUUCGUCAGCCCUGUCCGGCCCGUUCCUGCUCUCCGCACCAAGUCUGUGGUGCGCGUCGCCAGCCCGGUCCGGCCCGUCCAAGCUCCCCGCACCGGGUCAGUGGUGCGCGUCGUCAGCCUGGUCCGGCUCAUUCCUGCUCCCCGCACCAAGUCAGGGGUGCGCUUCGUCAGCCCGGUCCGGCCCGUUCCUCCUCCACGCAUCAAGCCAGGGGUGUGCGUCGUCAGUCCAGCACAACCCGUGCCUGGGUCAUGUCCGGAGCCGGAUCCGCCGCCGAGGCGGAGUGCCCACCCGGUCCCUCCCCUGUUGCGGUUGUUUGGCGCGGCCGGAGUCCGCGCCUUUGGGGGGGGGGGUACUGUCACGCUCUGGCUCUGGGGACUAUGUUAUGUUGAGCCAGGGUGUGUAAGUCUAUGUUUAAUUUUCUAUGUUGGUCUGAGUGACUCCCAAUCAGAGGCAACGAGUGUCAGCUGGGUGUCUCUGAUUGGGAGCCAUAUUUAACUGUUGGUCUUGCACUUUGUGUUUUGUGGUUUCUUGUUCCUUUUGGUUUGUGUAUCGAAGGACUUCACGUUUCGUUCUUUGUUUUGAUCGUGUGAUCUAGUAAAUAAAUAUAAAUAUGUUCACCCGCAACGCUGCGCCUUGGUCCUCUCUGUUCGACGAGCGUGACAAAAGUUAAUUACUUGUGAGUUCAUCAAUAGUUAAUUCAAUCAAUUGUAAAUUUUUCGCAUAAUCACUGCGAGCCAUCAUGACUCUCAAAAACCGUGACACCCACAGUUUAAUUGUGAAGAUAAAUUUAGCGCCACCCUAAAAACCCUAUUCAAAUUCGACACAAACCUUCAAAUAGGUAUGUAAUGAGAAAUUACAGUGAGGGAAAAAAGUAUUUGAUCCCCUACUGAUUUUGUACGUUUUCCCACUGGCAAAGACAUGAUCAGUCUAUAAUUUUAAUGAUAGGUGUAUUUGAACAGUGAGAGACAGAAUAACAACAAAAAAAUCCAGAAAAACGCAUGUCAAAAAUGUUAUAAAUUGAUUUGCAUUUUAAUGAGGGAAAUAAGUAUUUGACCCCCUCUCAAUCAGAAAGAUUUCUGGCUCCCAGGUGUCUUUUAUACAGGUAACGAGCUGAGAUUAGGAGCUCACUCUUAAAGGGAGUGCUCCUAAUCUCAGCUUGUUACCUGUAUAAAAGACACCUGUCCACAGAAUCAAUCAAUCAAUCAGAUUCCAAACUCUCCACCAUGGCCAAGACCAAAGAGCUCUUCAAGGGUGUCAGGGACAAGAUUGUAGACCUACACAAGGCUGGAAUGGGCUACAAGACCAUCGCCAAGCAGCUUGGUGAGAAGGUGACAACAGUUGGUGCGAAAAUCCGCAAAUGGAAGAAACACAAAAGACUGUCAAUCUCCCUCGGCCUAGGGCUCAAUGCAAGAUCUCAUAUCGUGGAGUUGCAAUGAUCAUGAGAACGGUGAGGAAUCAGCCCAGAACUACAUGGGAGGAUCUUGUCAAUGAUCUCAAGGCAGCUGGGACCAUAGUCACCAAGAAAACAAUUGGUAACACACUACGCUGUGAAGGACUGAAAUCCUGCAGUGCCCGCAAGGUCCCCCUGCUCAAGAAAACAUAUAUACAGACCCGUCUGAAGUUUGCCAAUUAACAUCUGAAUGAUUCAGAGGAGAACUGGGUGAAAGUGUUGUGGUCAGAUGAGACCAAAAUCGAGCUCUUUGCCAUCGCCGUGUUUGGAGGAGGAGGAAUGCUGCCUAUGACCCCAAGAACACCAUCCCCACCGUCAAACAUGGAGGUGGAAACAUUAUGCUUUGGGGGUGUUUUUCUGCUAAGGGGACAGGACAACUUCACCGCAUCAAAGGGACGAUGGACGGCCAUGCACCGUCAAAUCUUGGGUGAGAACCUCCUUCCCUCAUCCAGGGCAUUGAAAAUGGGUCGUGGAUGGGUAUUCCAGCAUGACAAUGACCCAAAACACACGGCCAAGGCAACAAAGGAGUGGCUCAAGAAGAAGCACAUUAAGGUCCUGGAGUGGCCUAGCCAGUCUCCAGACCUUAAUCCCAUAGAAAAUCUGUGGAGGGAGCUGAAGGUUCGAGUUGCCAAACGUCAGCCUCGAAACCUUAAUGACUUAGAGAAGAUCUGCAAAGAGGAGUGGGACAAAAUCCCUCCUGAGAUGUGUGCAAACCUGGUGGCCAACUACAAGAAACGUUUGACCUCUGUGAUUGCCAACAAGGGUUUUGCCACCAAGUACUAAGUCAUGUUUUGCAGAGGGGUCAAAUACUUAUUUCCCUCAUUAAAAUGCAAAUCAAUUUUUAACAUUUUUGACAUGCAUUGUUCUAGAUUUUUUUGUUGUUAUUCUGUCUCUCACUGUUCAAAUAAACCUACCAUUAAAAUUAUAGACUGAUCAUGUCUUUGUCAGUGGGCAAACUUACAAAAUCAGCAGGGGAUCAAAUACUUUUUUCCCUCACUGUAUAUAAACUCUUUAUAGUGUUUUAUUUACAUUUUAGAGGUGAUAAGUUGGACAAAUCGGGUGAAAAAAGAUGGUUCCCCACCCGCCAUUUAAAAAAAGACCAGGCGGAGCUCCAUUGCUUUCUUCAAUCAUGCAGAGACAGGCAGCAUGAAGGUCUCGUCAUUGACUUUGCUGGAAAGGGGAGAAAUUGUGCUUUACAAUGGUAUUCAUAUUACAAUUGACCUGGAAGUAUUACGUUUUUGGGGUGCUAAAAUAAGGUCAAAUGUAGGGAACAGAGCGAUGUACAAAAGUGCGUUAGCUACCGUUACCGGCACUCAAAAUGAGUACCGGCUCCUAUUUCAGUCCAAGUCAAGCACUAGUUAUGAUUAUGUUAGUGUUAUACUGUAGUAAAGUUGGAUGAAGGUUACUGACCCUCACUAGGCCUGUCCCCACUGUGCUCAGACUCGUCGUCGGGCUCAGAGGAAGAGGAGGGGCCAGGCGAUGACAUGCCGGGAAUGGAACACUGGAUGACUCGCCCUGCCCACUUAGGUCCAGCCCACCUAGGCUCCACCUCCUCGUCCUCCUCGUCCACUCAGAGCGGAGGAAGCGGCAACGCAGGACGACUAGCCGACUCGCUCGCACACACACACCUCUCACACCCACACCUGGCGCACGCCCAUCUCACACACACACACCUGACCCAGUCACACCACGUGUCAGCUCACCACUCACAAACACACCACGGUGAGUACAACUUCACUGUGAGUGUAUGUGUGUACAGGAUGUGUGUGUUUACAUCUAAUCUGUGUGUGUAUGUGUGUGUCUGCAGGUAUAGGGCACCUGUCUCUGAAGCGUAAGGCAGCUCUGGGCGUGGCAGAGAACGGAGGCUCUCUCAGAAGAUCCUGUGAGUUCGGCUCUGAUAUGCUGUGGCCUCCACCACUGGAGUCUGAUGGUCAGUACAGACACACACACACACCUUUUUUAUACAUGUGCCCCACCACUACUUUAACUCUCCCUCUCUCUCUGUCUCUUUCUGUCUCUCUCUUUCUGUCUCUGUCUCUUUCUGUCUGUCUCGCUUUCUCUUUUUGUCUCUCUCUUUCUGUCUCUUUCUGUCUCUCUCUCCAUUUGUCUCUCUCUCUCUCUCUCUCUCUCCUCUCUCUCUCUCUCUCUCCUCUCUCUCUCUCUCUCUCUCUCUCUCACUGUAGAGAAUCACUCUGCUCCUCCUGAUGUGACUGGCUACUCGUCUGACUCCUCCCACUCUCACCCCCACCCCCACUCCCACUCAGAGCGCAACAUAGGAACCAUCGCCCGAAACACGCAGAAAUACGGCAACGCUGAACGCAUGGAGACUGGAGACGGUGUCCCAGUCAGCAGUCGUGUGUCUGCUAAGAUUCAGCAGCUGGUGAACACUCUGAAAAUGCCUCGUAGACCUCCGCUCAGAGAGUUCUUCGUUGAUGACUUCGAAGAACUUCUAGAAGGUAGGAGCUAUCAACCAAUAAAUCUAUCAAUAAAUCAACUAAGCUUUAAAUCUAGCUGUCUAGCAAUUUUCUCUGUCUUUGUAUUUAGUGAAAGGUUAGUGAAUGUUUCUGCAGUAUUCUGUAGUACAGUGGGGAAAAAAAGUAUUUAGUCAGCCACCAAUUGUGCAAGUUCUCCCACUUAAAAAGAUGAGAGAGGCCUGUAAUUUUCAUCAUAGGUACACGUCAACUAUGACAGACAAAAUGAGAAAGAAAAAUCCAGAAAAUCACAUAGUAGGAUUUUUAAUGAAUUUAUUUGCAAAUUAUGGUGGAAAAUAAGUAUUUGGUCAAUAACAAAAGCUUCUCAAUACUUUGUUAAAUACCCUUUGUUGGCAAUGACACAGGUCAAACGUUUUCUGUAAGUCUUCACAAGGUUUUCACACACUGUUGCUGGUAUUUUGGCCCAUUCCUCCAUGCAGAUCUCCUCUAGAGCAGUGAUGUUUUGGGGCUGUCGCUGGGCAACACAGACUUUCAACUCCCUCCAAAUAUUUUCUAUGGGGUUGAGAUCUGGAGACUGGCUAGGCCACUCCAGGACCUUGAAAUGCUUCUUACGAAGCCACUCCUUCGUUGCCCGGGCGGUGUGUUUGGGAUCAUUGUCAUGCUGAAAGACCCAGCCACGUUUCAUCUUCAAUGCCCUUGAUGAUGGAAGGAGGUUUUCACUCAAAAUCUCACGAUACAUGGCCCCAUUCAUUCUUUCCUUUACACGGAUCAGUAGUCCUGGUCCCUUUGCAGAAAAAACAGCCCCAAAGCAUGAUGUUUCCACCCCCAUGCUUCACAGUAGGUAUGGUGUUCUUUAGAUGCAACUCAGCAUUCUUUGUCCUCCAAACACGACGAGUUGAGUUUUUACCAAAAAGUUAUAUUUUGGUUUCAUCUGACCAUAUGACAUUCUCCCAAUCCUCUUCUGGAUCAUCCAAAUGCACUCUAGCAAACUUCAGACAGGCCUGGACAUGUACUGGCUUAAGCAGGGGGACACGUCUGGCACUGCAGGAUUUGAGUCCCUGGCGGCGUAGUGUGUUACUGAUGGUAGGCUUUGUUACUUUGGUCCCAGCUCACUGCAGGUCAUUCACUAGGUCCCCCCGUGUGGUUCUGGGAUUUUUGCUCACCGUUCUUGUGAUCAUUUUGACCCCACGGGGUGAGAUCUUGCGUGGAGCCCCAGAUCGAGGGAGAUUAUCAGUGGUCUUGUAUGUCUUCCAUUUCCUAAUAAUUGCUCCCACAGUUGAUUUCUUCAAACCAAGCUGCUUACCUAUUGCAGAUUCAGUCUUCCCAGCCUGGUGCAGGUCUACAAUUUUGUUUCUGGUGUCCUUUGACAGCUUUUUGGUCUUGGCCAUAGUGGAGUUUGGAGUGUGACUGUUUGAGGUUGUGGACAGGUGUCUUUUAUACUGAUAACAAGUUCAAACAGGUGCCAUUAAUACAGGUAACGAGUGGAGGACAGAGGAGCCUCUUAAAGAAGAAGUUACAGGUCUGUGAGAGCCAGAAAUAUUGCUUGUUUGUAGGUGACCAAAUACUUAUUUUCCACCAUAAUUUGCAAAUAAAUUCAUUAAAAAUCCUACAAUGUGAUUUUCUGGAUUUUUUUCCCCUCAUUUUGUCUGUCAUAGUUGAUGUGUACCUAUGAUGAAAAUUACAGGCCUCUCUCAUCUUUUUAAGUGGGAGAACUUGCACAAUUGGUGGCUGACUAAAUACUUUUUUCCCCCACUGUAUGUGUAAUGGUCUUAUUUGCAUGUUUCACAAUAAAAGUCUCUGUCUCUCUUUCACUCUUUGUAGUCCAGCAGCCAGAUCCUAAGCAGUCGCGUCCGGAGGGGGCAGAGAUGUUGGCAGUAAGCGGAGAAGCCCUGGGGGUGGUGACUAACUGGCCCCCCUCCCUGGAGGCAGCUCUCCAACGCUGGGGCACCAUCAGCCCUAAAGCGCCCUGUCUCACCAGUCUGGACACCACUGGCAAACCGCUAUAUGUACUCACAUACGGUAACCACACACACACACACACACACACACACACACACACCGAACACACACACUUACUGAGCCUUGUGUUGUGUCCACAGGGAAGCUGUGGUCUCGGAGUAUCAAGCUGGCCUAUAACAUCCUCCACAAGUUGGGCAGCAAGCAGGAGCCCAUGUUGCGACCGGGGGACAGGGUGAGUACAUGUAGAUAAUCUAUCCCUUGAAUGAAAUAACAAAAAAACUGUAUUUUUACUAGUUAUGUUAUUUUCAGAGGAAUUAAGGACAAGACGGAUUGUAAUAUUUUCUCAUUGUCUGUAUUCCUCCGAUCCACUAGGUGGCACUGGUGUUUCCUAACAAUGACCCGGUGGCCUUCAUGGUGGCCUUCUACGGCUGCCUGCUGGCUGAGGUGGUCCCUGUACCCAUAGAGGUGCCCCUCACACGCAAGGUACAGUACAUCUAGUGGAUACAUAAAUCAGUGGUCCAAGCACUGAGCCAUGGGGAACACCUUAUUUCAUUGACAUAAUGUAUAUUUUGUUGUAUAAGCAAUGUGGUCCUCUGUAGUUUAGCUGGUAGAGCACGGCGCUUGUAACGCCAGGGUAGUGGGUUCGAACCCCGGGACCACCCAUACACAAAAAUGUAUGCACGCAUGACUGUAAGUCGCUUUGGAUAAAAGCGUCUGCUAAAUGGCAUAUUAUAUUAUUAUUUUAUUAUUAAGCACAUUCAAGCAAAUAUAUGUAUAGAAUUUUCUUGUCUUGGACAUAAACGUGUCUGUCUUGUCCAAUAGGACGCUGGCAGCCAGCAGAUUGGGUUCCUAUUGGGAAGCUGUGGGGUUACCGUGGCGUUGACCAGUGAUGCCUGCCAUAAAGGCCUGCCCAAGAGCGCUACAGGAGAGAUACCACAGUUCAGAGGUAAGUGUAGGUGUGCGUGCAUGCGCAUGUGUUUAUAUAUGCCAUAUUAAAAUAAAAGGUUCUAGUAAUCUAGUUCCUCAACAGUGUGUGAAUGCAGCCAAAUGAUUGCCUCUCUGUCUCUCUAGGGUGGCCUAAGCUGCUGUGGUUUGUGACUGAGUCGAAGCAUCUCUCCAAACCUCCUAGAGACUGGUUCCCUCACAUCAAAGAUGCAAACAGCGACACAGCAUAUAUAGAGGUAAUGCACAUUCAUUACAUUUCUGUUACAAAGAGAACUCCUAAUGCAAAUCAAUACACCGUUUUUAAAAAAUGUAUUUAUUUGUUACUCUACACAUACAGACAUUUUCACAUGCAUUCUCUCUCUCUCUCCCAGUAUAAGACGUGUAAGGAUGGGAGUGUCCUUGGCGUGACGGUGAUGAGGAUGGCUCUGCUGACUCACUGCCAAUCCCUCACACAGUCGUGUGGCUACACAGAAGGUAAGACACACACUUUAAAUCUAACAGACAGUCUCUCUCUCACACACACACACGCUCCCACAUACACACAUUCUGCCAGGUAAUCUCUCUAACUCUCUCUUUUGCUUCAAUGAUCUCCUGACUCUCUCUUUGUCUCCCUCCCUCUCUCACUCCCCCACUCUCUUCUACCCCCCUCCACCUCCCCCACUCUCUUCUACCCCCUCCACCUCCCCCACUCUCUUCUACCCCCUCCAACUCCCCCACUCUCUUCUACCCCCUCUCUCCCCCACUCUCUUCUACCCCCUCCACUCCCCCCUCUCUCUACACCCCUCCAACUCCCCCACUCUCUUCUACCCCCGUCUCUCCCCCACUCUCUUCUACCCCCUCCAACGCCCCCAUACUCUCUUCUAACCCCCUCCAACCUCCCCACUCUCUUCUACCCCUCCACCUCCCCCAACUCUCUUCUACCGCCCUCCAACUCCCCUCUCUCUUCCUACCCCCCUCACCUCCCCCACUCUCUUCUACCCUUUCUACCCCCUCCACCUCCCCCACUCUCUUCUAACCAACUCUCAACCUACCCCCCUCCACCUCCCCCACUCUCCUUCUACCCCCUCCACUCCCUCUCUCUUCUAAACCCCUCCACCACCUCCCCCACUCUCUUCUAACCUCUAUAACCCCCUCCACCAUCCCCCACUCUUUCUACUAACCCCCUCUCUCCCCCACUCUCUUCUACCCCCUCCACCUCCCCCUCUCUUCUACCCCCCUCUCUCUACCCUCCACCCCCACUCUCUUCUACCCCCUCCCCUUCUCUCUCUGCAGCGGAGACCAUAGUGAAUGUUCUAGACUUUAAGAAGGAUGUGGGACUGUGGCACGGCAUCCUCACGGUAAGACCUGCUACUAGAGGUCAGGUGUCAGGGAAAGUAUGAUAAGGGGUUAAGGGUUAGAGGUUGAAGGUUAUGUGUGUAUCCUAUCUCCAGAGUGUGAUGAACAUGAUGCAUGUGAUCAGCGUUCCCUACUCUCUGAUGAAGGUCAACCCAUUGUCCUGGAUACAGAAGGUCUACCACUUCAAAGGUCAGACACACCAACCUGUCAAUCAACCACUCUAUAAUAAAUUCAUCUGUCAAUCUAUACGAUAUUCUUAUCAAGUCAUAUGUCAAUCAUUCAGUCAGUAUUUGAUGCCAACUUUGUGUUAAACUGAUGUCAACACUGUGUGUGUGUCUCUCCAGCCAAGGUAGCGUGUGUAAAGUCCAGGGACAUGCACUGGGCUCUGGUGGCCCACAGAGAGCAGAAAGGACAUCAGCCUGAGUUCCCUCCGGAUGCUGCUGGUCGCCGACGGAUCUAACCCCUGUAACUAUCACUCUAUCUUCCCACCUUCUCUCCUCUCCCGUCCCCUCCUCCUCUCUGCUCCUGUCCUCCUCUCAUCCUUCUCUCUUCUCCCCUCCCCUCCUCCUCUCUGCUCCUGUCCUCCUCUCAUCCUUCUCUCCUCUCCCCUCCCCUCCUCCUCUCUGCUCCUGUCCUCCUCUCAUCCUUCUCUCCUCUCCCCUCCCCUCCUCCUCUCUGCUCCUGUCCUCCUCUCAUCCCUCUCUCCUCUCCUCCUCCAGGGUCUAUUUCGUCCUGUGAUGCGUUCCUCAACGUGUUCCAGAGUAAAGGCUUGAGGUCAGAGGUCAUCUGUCCCUGUGCCAGCUCCCCUGAAGCCCUGACCGUUGCCAUCAGGAGGUACAAACACACACUCACAUCAUCAUAAUCAGCAGCAUUCUCACUUGGUCAAUCCUAGAGUAACAGACUAAACAUUUUAUUUUGUUGGAUUGGAAAAGUAUUCUCACUAGGUGAAAUGGCUGAGGGGGCACUAGCUUAGAUGUGUUAUUUAAGCAAUAAGUCCAGAAGGGGUGUGGUAUAUGGCCAAUAUACCAUGGCUAAGGGCUGUUCUUAUGCACAACGCAACGCGGAGUGCCUGGAUACAGCCCUUAGCCGUGGUUUAUUGGCCAUAUACAACAAACUGGUUACCAAUGUAAUUAGAGUAGUAAAAAUACAUGUUUUGUCAUACCUGUGGUAUACGGUCUGAUAUACCACAGCUUUCAGCCAAGCAACAUUCAGGGCUCGAACCACCCAGUUUAUAAAGUGUGAUAUAGCUCUUCCUUUCUCUCCCUGUCUCUGUUUCUCUCUGAUCCAGGCCAGUGGAGGACAGUAGCCAGCCCCCAGGCCGAGGGGUUCUCUCUAUGCAGGGACUGAGUUACAGUGUGGUCCGCGUCGACACCGAGGAACGAUUGUCAGUCCUCACAGUGCAGGAUGUGGGCACUGUUAUGCCUGGAGGUAGGGGUGUGUGCGUGUGCGUGCGUGUACAUGUACAUACCUGUGUGUGUGUUAGGCCUGCUCUGUUCUUCAGCUCCAGUUUUGUGAGGGGUGAGUGUGAGGUAUAAUGUGUGUGUUCUGUCCCCAGCCCUGGUGUGUGUGGUGAAGCCAGACGGUGUGUGUUGUGUGUUCUGUCCCCAGCCCUGGUGUGUGUGGUGAAGCCAGACGGUGUGUGUGUGUGUUUCUGUCCCCAGCCCUGGUGUGUGUGGUGAAGCAGACGGUGUGUGUGUGUGUUUCUGUCCCCAGCCCGGUGCCUGGUGUGUGUGGUGAAGCCAGACGGUGUGUGUGUGUGUUCUGUCCCCAGCCCUGGUGUGUGUGGUGAAGCCAGACGGUGUGUGUGUGUGUUCUGUCCCCAGCCCUGGUGUGUGUGGUGAAGCCAGACGGUGUGUGUGUGUGUGUUCUCUCCCCAGCCCUGGUGUGUGUGGUGAAGCCAGACGGUGUGUGUGUGUUCUGUCCCCAGCCCUGGUGUGUGUGGUGAAGCCAGACGGUGUGUGUGUGUGUUCUGUCCCCAGCCCUGGUGUGUGUGGUGAAGCCAGACGGUGUGUGUGUGUGUUCUGUCCCCAGCCCUGGUGUGUGUGGUGAAGCCAGACGGUGUGUGUGUGUGUUCUGUCCCCAGCCCUGGUGUGUGUGGUGAAGCCAGACGGUGUGCCUCUCCUGUGUAAGACAGAUGAGAUCGGGGAGCUGUGUGUGUGUUCUGUCGCCACGGGAACCUCCUACUAUGGAUUGACAGGCAUGACCAAGAACACGUUUGAGGUAAGGAGAGUAGCGUGUGUGUGUGUGUUUGUGUGUAAAAUAAAUAUAUUGUGUGUAUAACGUGUGUGUGGGUGUUUGUUUAUAACAUUAUAAUGUGUGUGUGUAGGUGUUCCCUGUAGCGUCCGGUGGAGGUCUGGUCAGUGAGUAUGCGUUUGUGCGUACGGGGCUGCUGGGCUUUGUGGGUCCAGGUGGUCUGGUGUUUAUCUCUGGAAAGAUGGACGGCCUCAUCAUGGUCAGCGGGCGCAGACAUAACGCUGAUGACAUCGUAGCCACCGCACUGGCCGUGGAGCCAAUGAAAUUUGUCUACAGGGGGCGGUAUGCAACCGUGCAGUAUUAUUUGGGCAAAGACACUGUAAAUGACACAUGUUCUGGUCAAAUGUAGGGAAUAGUAUUCUUCUCUGUACUCUGCAUGUAAAAGGUAGCAGUACAUAUACAGUACCUUACUAGCAUAACCAUCUAACUCUAACCCUCUCUCUGUCCGUCUGGCUCCAGGAUAGCAGUGUUCAGUGUGACCGUGCUGCGUGAUGAGCGUAUCGUGGUCGUAGCGGAGCAGAGACCAGACUCUACUGAGGAGGACAGUUUCCAGUGGAUGAGCCGCGUGCUGCAGGUAACACCACCGCAACAUGACCACAGUACGGCCAUAAUGCAGGUAACACCACCGCAACAUGACCACAGUACGGCCAUAAUGCAGGUAACAUCACCGCAACAUGACCACAGUACGGCCAUAAUGCAGGUAACACCACCGCAACAUGACCACAGUACGGCCAUAAUGCAGGUAACACCACCGCAACAUGACCACUGUACGACCAUAAUGCAGGUAACAUCACCGCAACAUGACCACUGUACGACCAUAAUGCAGGUAACAUCACCGCAACAUGACCACUGUACGACCAUAAUGCAGGUAACACCACCGCAACAUGACCACAGUACGGCCAUAAUGCAGGUAACACCACCGCAACAUGACCACAGUACGGCCAUAAUGCAGGUAACACCACCGCAACAUGACCACAGUACGGCCAUAAUGCAGGUAACAUCACCGCAACAUGACCACAGUACGACCAUAAUGCAGGUAACAUCACCGCAACAUGACCACAGUACGGCCAUAAUGCAGGUAACAUCACCGCAACAUGACCACAGUACGACCAUAAUGCAGGUAACAUCACCGCAACAUGACCACUGUACGGUCCAUAAUGCAGGUAAACAUCACUGCAAACAUGACCACAGUACGACCAUAAUGCAGGUAACAUCACCGCAACAUGACCACAGUACGGCCAUAAUGCAGGUAACAUCACCGCAACAUGACCACAGUACGACCAUAAUGCAGGUAACACCACCGCAACAUGACCACAGUACGACCAUAAUGCAGGUAACACCACCGCAACACGACCACAGUACGACCAUAAUGCAGGUAACACCACCGCAACACGACCACAGUACGACCAUAAUGCAGGUACCAACCACUCGACCGCAAACAUACCAACAGUACGGCCAUAAUGCAGGUAACAUCACCGCAACAUGACCACAGUACACCCAUAAUGCAGGUAACACCACCGCAACAUGACCACAGUACGGCCAUAAUGCAGGUAACACCACCGCAACAUGACCACAGUACGGCCAUAAUGCAGGUAACACCACCGCAACAUGACCACAGUACGGCCAUAAUGCAGGUAACACCACCGCAACAUGACCACAGUACGGCCAUAAUGCAGGUAACACCACCGCAACAUGACCACAGUACGACCAUAAUGCAGGUAACACCACCGCAACAUGACCACAGUACGGCCAUAAUGCAGGUAACACCACCGCAACAUGACCACAGUACGACCAUAAUGCAGGUAACACCACCGCAACAUGACCACAGUACGACCAUAAUGCAGGUAACAUCACCGCAACAUGACCACAGUACGACCAUAAUGCAGUAACAUCACCGCAACAUGACCAAGUACGGCCAUAAUGCAGGUAACAAUCACCGCAACAUGACCACUGUACGCCAUAAUGCAGGUAACAACCGCACAUGACCACAGUACGGCCAUAAUGCAGGUACAUCACGCAACAUGACCACGUACGCCAUAAUGCAGGUAAAACCACCGCAACCUGACCACAGUACGACCUAAUGCGGUAACACACCGCAACAUGACACAGUACGAUAUGCAGUACAUACGCCUCCACAUGUGGCAUAUGCAGUGUAAAACCACCGCAACAUGACCACAGUACGGUCAUAAUACAACCACAACACAGACUGGUCAAAAUGUUGCAAUAAACUGUUUUUUCUUGUCAAUUCGAAUAACUUUUUUCUACCUUGCACCUGGGAAAUUGUUAGAGGUGCGUACACUACUUUUCAACUGACAGCAGAGUUUUUUCAUGAUCUCUUGACUCUUCCCCUGUGUAUGCGUGUGUGUGAUUGACAGGCGAUAGACAGUAUCCAUGGUGUGGGUGUGUUCUGCCUGGCAUUAGUUCCAGCCAACACCCUCCCUAAGACCCCCCUGGGGGGUAUACACCUGUCUGAGACCAAACAGCUGUACCUGGAGGGGGGGUUGCACCCCUGUAACGUCCUGAUGUGUCCUCACACCUGUGUUACCAACCUGCCCAAACCACGACAGAAACAACCAGGUGAGAGGGAGGGAGGGAGGGAGGGAGAGAGCAAGAGAGAGAGAGCGUGUUUAGCAGAGCUGAUUUAGUGAAUGAUGAAAAGCAACCUUGGCUGAAGAACAUUGUUAGCUAUUAUAGCUCUCAACCUUCUUGUUGUCACAGUUAAUUCAAGUAACGUUUUGGACACGUGUCUUGACCUUAUGUUUGUGUCUAUGUGUGUGUUGUAGAGAUUGGUCCUGCCUCUGUGAUGGUGGGGAAUCUGGUGUCUGGGAAGAGGAUCGCUAUGGCCAGCGGCAGAGACCUGGGACAGACUGAUGACAACGACCAGGUAACAAACAUCAUUCCAUUGCCACAGAAAUUAUGACGUGCUUUUAAAGGUGAGAUGGAUUAUAUUAGUGUCUGUGAUGUCAUAUCCUGUUGUGUGUCCUGUAGUUCCUGUUCCUGUCGGAGAUGCUGCAAUGGAGAUCUCAGACUACGCCUGACCACAUCCUCUACACACUGCUCAGCUCCCGGGUAACACACGCACACACACACACACACACACACACACACACACACGUAUACUAUGAAUUUGUUAAGGACUCUGUUAUGAUAGCUCUCUCCUCCUCUCUAUCACUACAUCUAUCUCUCUCUCCCUCUAGGGGGCGGUGUCUAGUUCUCUGACGUGUCUUCAGCUCCAUAAGAGGGCAGAGAGAGUUGCUGCUCUGCUGUUGGAGAGAGGAGGACUACAGGAGGGAGACCACAUAGCACUGGUCUACCCACCAGGUAACACACACACACACACACUCACUUAGCAUGUACCCCCAAAUACACUCCUCACUCCUUUGUAUGUGUGUUGCAGGUAUAGACCUGAUCGCAGCGUUCUACGGUUGUCUUUACGCUGGCUGUGUUCCUAUCACGGUCAGACCGCCCCACCCACAGAACAUCUCAACCACACUGCCCACAGUCAAGAUGAUCGUAGAGGUGAGAGGUCAAACACUGAGGUCAACUAGGGGUCAAUACUGCCCGGUCAACUGGUAGAGAGGGGGUAGAAGAUAAUGCUGUAGUAGCGUUCUAUCUCUCUGUCCCUUCAUCAUCUCUGUCCCUUCAUCAUCUCUCUGUCCCUUCAUCAUCUCUCUGUCCCUUCAUCCAUCUCUCUGUCCCUUCAUCAUCUCUCUGUCCUUUCAUCAUCUCUCUGUCCCUUCACCGAUCUCUCUGUCCCUUCAUCAUCUCUCUGUCCCUUCAUCAUCUCUGUCCCUUCAUCCAUAUCUCUGUCCCUUCAUCAUCUCUCUGUCCCUUCAUCAUCUCUCUGUCCCUUCAUCAUCUCUGUCCCUUCAUCCAUAUCUCUGUCCCUUCAUCAUCUCUCUGUCCCUUCAUCAUCUCUGUCCCUUCAUCAUCUCUCUGUCCCUUCAUCAUCUCUCUGUCCCUUCAUUCAUCUCCUCUGUCCCUUCAUCAUCUUCUGUCCCUUCAUCAUCUCUCUGUCCCUUCAUCAUCUCUCUGUCCCUUCAUCAUCUCUCUGUCCCUUCAUCAUCUCUGUCCCUUCAUCAUCUCUCUGUCCCUUCAUCAUCUCUCUGUCCCUUCAUCAUCUCUCUGUCCCUUCAUCAUCUCUGUCCCUUCAUCAUCUCUCUGUCCCUUCAUCCUGCCCUUCAUCAUCUCUGUCCCUUCAUCAUCUCUCAUCCCUUCUCAUCUUCUGUCCCUUCAUCCAUCUCUCUGUCCCUUCAUCAUCUCCUGUCCCUUCAUCAUCUCUCUGUCCCUUCAUCAUCUCUGUCCCUUCAUCAUCUCUCUGUCCCUUCAUCAUCUCUUCCCUGUCCCUUCAUGUCCCUAUCUCUUCUGUCCCUUCAUCAUCUCUGCUCUCCCUUCAUCAUCUCUGUCCCUUCAUCAUCUCUCUGUCCUCAUCCUCUUCCCUUCAUCAUCUCUGUCCCUUCAUCAUCUCUGUCCCUUCAUCCAUCUCUCUGUCCCUUCAUCAUCUCUGUCCCUUCAUCAUCUCUCUGUCCCUUCCACUCCCUCAUAUCUGUCCCUUCAUCAUCUCUCUGUCCCUUCAUCACUCUGUCCCUUCAUCAUCUCUGUCCUUCACCAUCAUUGUCCCUUCAUCAUCUCUUGUCCUUCACAUCUCCUGUCCUCAUCAUCUCUGUCCCUUCAUCAUCUCUGUCCCUUCACAUCUCUUUCACCUUCAUCUCUCUUCUGUCCCUUCAUCAUCUCUGUCCCUUCAACUCGUCCCUCAUCAUCUCCUUCAUCUUGUCCCUUCAUCAUCUCUCUGUCCCUUCAUCAUCUCUGUCCCUUCAUCAUCUUCUGUCCCUUCAUCAUCUCUCUGUCCCUUCAUCAUCAUCUGUCCCUUCAUCAUCUCUCUGUCCCUUCAUCAUCUCUGUCCCUUCAUCAUCUAUCUGUCCCUUCAUCAUCUCUCUGUCCCUUCAUCAUCUCUGUCCCUUCAUCAUCUCUCUGUCCCUUCAUCAUCUAUCUGUCCCUUCAUCAUCUCUCUGUCCCUUCAUCAUCUAUCUGUCCCUUCAUCAUCUCUCUGUCCCUUCAUCAUCUCUGUCCCUUCAUCAUCUAUCUGUCCCUUCAUCAUCUCUCUGUCCCUUCAUCAUCUAUCUGUCCCUUCAUCAUCUCUCUGUCCUUCUAGGUCAGUCGUUCAGCCUGUGUGAUGACUACAGCGGUCAUCUGUAAGCUGCUGCGGUCGAAGGAGGCGGUCGCCACAGUGGAUAUCAGGAACUGGCCUCCCGUCCUGGACACAGGUCAGCCCUGACCCUACUCUGACCACACACAGACCACAUGUCUGUAUCUGUCAGGCUGUUAGCUGGUUGUUUGUACUGGUGUAUAACUGAACAUUAUUCUGUGUUUUCAGAUGACCUGCCAAAGAAGAAGGCUCCAGCGCUGUAUAAGCCCUGUAACCCUGAUGCCCUGGCCUACCUGGACUUCAGUGUGUCCACUACUGGCAUGCUGGCUGGAGUACAGGUAACAUUAACCUCUGACCUCCAUCCCUGACCUCUAUCCCUUGCUAUGCCUAGUGGCUGACAUGGUUCCUGUGUGUGUGUGUGUGUAGAUGUCCCAUAAUGCGGUGGGAGCGUUCUGUCGAUCGGUGAAGCUGCAGUGUGAACUGUAUCCCUCCAGAGAGGUAGCCAUCUGUCUCGACCCCUACUGCGGCCUGGGCUUCGUCCUCUGGUGUCUCUGCAGGUACACACACACACCAUAACACACACACACACAUAACACACACACACCAGUAAAACAACUGUUUCAAUGGCCAACAAUUGACUUCCCUUUCUAACCUGUAACUCGCUCUCCAGUGUGUAUAGCGGCCACCAGUCUAUCCUGAUCCCUCCAGUAGAGUUGGAGUCUAACCCAGCCCUGUGGCUGCUAGCUGUCAGCCAGCUCCGAGUCAGAGACACCUUCUGUUCCUACAGCGUCAUGGAGCUGUGCACUAAAGGACUGGGCCUGCAGACAGAGGCACUGAAGGUACACAAAUACACACACACACACACAAACACUCACACACACACACACACACACACACAAACAAACACAGUUAACACGCAGAGAGAACUAAAUCAAGUGCUCUUUGUAUUGUCUUUGAAUUGACUCAGUAAAUGGUGUGUUUGUGGCCUGAGGUGUUGUCUGAUUGGUUGCUGAUCGACAGAUUGAGUUUAUUUUAAGAGGUUAACUAUCGCCAUGGAAACUGGGAGCUGACUCACUGAGAGAAACACAUAGGGAACAGAUCCAGGAACAAACAACAGCUUUAUAUAGCUGUCAGUAGGAUGAGAGUGGGAUGAGAGGGAGGUCAUUAUUGAAAUGUUGUGUUGAGAAUUUAAAUGUUAUGCCCCCUCCCCUCGCUUCUCUUCUCCCCUCUCUCCUCCUCCCCCUCUCUUCUCUUCCCCCCUCUCUCUUCCACCCCUCUCCCUCCCCAGGCACGGGGUCUGGACCUGUCCCGUGUGAGGGCGUGUGUUGUGGUAGCGGAGGAGAGACCCAGGAUGUCUCUAACACACUCCUUCUCCAAGCUGUUUAAAGACCUGGGCCUGCACCCCCGAUCUGUCAGCACAGCAUUUGGCUGUAGGGUCAACCUGGCUAUCUGUCUACAGGUAGGUGUUUGUGUGUUUGUGUGUUUGUGUGUUUGUGUGUGUGUUUGUGUGUGUGUGUGUGUGUGAUAACAUGGUCACUCUGUGCUGUGAUUGGUUACAGGGCACCUCUGGGCCGGAUCCCACUACAGUGUACGUGGACAUGAGAGCUCUGCGACAUGAUAGGUACGUCUGCCUGUCAAUCACAGCAACAACCAAUCAGAUCAAUCAACCAAUCAACUUGUAUAACAGUGUUUUUGUUUGUCUCUCAGGGUGCGGUUGGUGGAGAGAGGUUCUCCUCACAGUCUCCCUCUCAUGGAGUCAGGAAAGGUAGGUUCUGUACCAUGUUUGAACAUUUAGAAUCAUAAAGCUUCCUGACUGUAGAGUACUAAGACUCUCUACACAUAGACCAGAAUGGCUCAUAGGCUAUAUGCUGUAUAUGGAGCUGGAGAUGGAAGCAUUGUAGCGUAACCAUGGUGACUGUUUCAGAUCUUACCUGGCGUCCGCAUCAUUAUCGCCAACCCAGAGACCAAGGGACCGCUGGGAGACUCCCACCUAGGAGAGGUCAGCACACACACACACACACACACACACACACACACACACACACACACACACACACACACACACACAGGAGAGGUCAGCACACACACACAAACACACACAAACACACACAUACUCACACACUGAACUUGUUUCAUGAUUUUAUGUUGCCCCAAUAAAGAUGAUUGUCUCUCCCUCCCCCGUCUCUAGAUCUGGGUGCACAGUGCCCAUAACGGCAGUGGAUAUUACAGUGGUUAUGGAGAGGAGGUCCUUCAGUCUGAUCACUUCACCUCCAGACUCAGCUUCGGAGACACAUCCACCGUCUGGGCUCGCACCGGAUACCUGGGCUUCUUACGACGUACUGAACUCACCGAUGCCAGCGGAGGUAUACACACACAAACAUACACACACACACACGCACUAACACACACACUCACCCUUUCUCUGUGUUCCCUCCCCAGAGAGACAUGAUGCUCUGUAUGUGGUGGGUGCAUUGGAGGAGGCCAUGGAGCUGAGGGGGAUGAGGUACCAUCCUAUAGACAUAGAGACCUCCGUCAUCAGGACGCACAAGAGCAUCAUGGAGUGGUACGUCACUGUACACCUAAAACAACACAAAAGCUAUUUCUAUUCUUAAUUAAGGUAUAAACACUAUAGUUGUAAAUUACUAAUCUGUGUAUAUAUAUAUAUGUGUGUGUAUGUGUGUGUGUACGUGCGUGCCACAGUGCGGUGUUUCCCUGGACUAACCUGCUGGUAGUCGUAAUAGAACUAGAAGGCUCGGAGCAGGAAGCCCUGGAUCUGGUUCCCAUGGUGACCAAGGCAGUGCUGGAGGAGCAUUACCUCAUCGUUGGGGUUGUCGUGGUAACGGACAUCGGGGUGAUCCCCAUCAACUCUCGCGGGGAGAAGCAGCGCAUGCACCUCCGAGACGGCUUCCUACAGGACCAGCUAGACCCCAUCUACGUGGCCUAUAACAUGUAACCCAGCCGCCCCAUCCGGGGGUGGGGUGUGUGUGUGUAUGUGUGUGUUAGCAUGCGUGUGUAUGGAUGUGUGUGUGUGUAUAUCGCUGGUGUUCAUUUAAAAUCAAGACGUACUGUAUUUUUGAAUCUGCAUAUGGUCAUAUGCCAGUUGUCUGAUCCUUUAGUUGAGCUGUGGUGGAGGUAUGGCUGUUUCUGCACCCCCGGUUAAACCGGACACCUAGACAGGAAGUCACUGUACAAAACCUUAAGGGAACACUGUGUAUCGAUGGACAGAAAGACUGACUGCACCACUAGUAGUUGUUGUUAGGAGAGAGAAAAUAUCUCAGAACAUAUCUGUUUUCUUGAUGAAAUAGACAUUUAAAAUAAAGUUCUUAAAGUAUAUUGUCAGAAGAAGACAGGGGGUUCAGGUUAGUGUAUAAAUAUAAAUAUUGUACAUAAACAUAAUCUAUAUGGAGAGAAAACUAAAACACACUGAGGACUAUCCCUGUUACACAGCUCUCCACCCGCACCCGGUGUGUGUGUGUGUGUGUGUGUGUGUGUGUGUGUGUGUGUGAGUGUGAUACAGUGUACUCCUUUUCAGAAUCACAUCCAUCCUCGAUUUGUUUCCUAAAAACCAAUUGACUCCUAAAUGUCAAGUCAAUCUGUUAGAAGGAAACCUUUGUUUCUCUCCCAAAUUGUUUUAAUGUUGUAAGCAUUUGAUUAUGGUAAUAUGUGAUUCUGCUAAGCAGAGAGCCCAGUAAGUAGCAGAGGAAAAAUGUAGUUGCAAGGAGUUGUAAAACCCAGCUCUGGACCAGAGAAACAAUACCUUCUAAAUGACACCCUAUUUCCUUUAUAGUACACUACUUACUUAUAUAGGGAAUAAGGUGCUAUUUGGGACACAUCCGCAGUGAAGUGUUCUAACAAAGAGACACAGUUUAGAUUUGUUUUAUAUAUCUGUCAUAAGAUUAUUACUUAUGGCAUCUUAUAUGCAUGUUAUCAGUUAUUCCUUUUCUGAGAAAAACAUCAUUUUAAUGCGCCUUAUGCUUUGUUUACAUUCAGUUCCUGUUUGAUCAUUAUAAACACAACACAUCUCAUUUUUAUUUCAUUCAUCAGCUACUUUUGUCUCAGAGAACUAUAAUAUGAUGCCAUGUAUGAAAAACAUGCAUAUCAUGACGUGUAUUUAUUUGCUUGUUAUUCUGUGUUAGAGAAUGGUGAUGGUAUUAUCAGCCCCUGACUGUGUGUUAGAGAGAGAGGAGUCUUGUGGGUAGGGUUAAGCCUGGUCCAGAAACUAGAGGUGAGAGCGACUGCAUGGUGUGUGCGUGUAUGUAUAUAUUGUGUGUAAAUAGUGUUGAUUUUGUAUGGUACAGGUGUGUGUGUGACUGUUUUGUACACAUGAUGAAAAUAUAAAAAUGACACUUUUAUAAGAGCCUUCCAUUGGCUCGAUGUCACACUAUACAGUGCAAUAAAGUGCUUUGAUUGGUGUGCUGUUAUUGGUUCACAUGCUUUCAGUGGUGCUCAGCAGAGAGGGAAAGGACUUGCACAAGUUCUAGGAUCAGUUCUCUGUCUUGGGUGACUUCAUCCUACUCUAUGGACAGAUGCUCAACACUAAUUGGGGCCUCUAGUGCAGGGGUUCCCAAACUUUUUCACUCGGAGCCCCCCUUCCAGCAUUGGGGAACAUCCCUUGCGUGCGUGCGCCAGGUCUAUUUCUAUGGGCACAAGCACUGUUCAUGACACAAACUGCAAUUCUACACAUUUUGUCAUGGGGUGCAAAGAAAAUGUUGCAGUUUUAAAGCUAAUUGUCUUGCAGUUCUAUACAUUUUGCGAUGUCUAAUGUAUAUUCAUGUGAUAAUUGAGUGACUAAAAAAUUACAACUAUCUAUGGGCUAAAAAACCUAAAUAAAGAAACGUUAGCUGACAUGGGCUAGUUGAUCUGGACGGUUAUAAAUAGCUCUCUAAGGUAUGCAAUGACUAACAUGACAAGAGGAACUGAUGAUGCACUACCCAAUUUCAAAAUUGCAGCUUGUGCAUUCUACUAUUACAACUUUCAAGAGCAAGUUUAAAGCCGGUGGUGGGACCCCUGCGCCCCACAAUUUGGGAACCACUGCUCUAGAGGACAAGUAGGAACUGAAUAGAGGCUGCUCAGAGCGUCAGUGGGUUCCCAUAUUUACAUCAUCAUGUCAUAACAGGAAACUGUGUGUGUCACACAUGAAUAUGUUGGUACUAAGGCGCAGACCCACACACACACACUUUAAAACACGUACAAACAGAUCUCAGACAAACAUCUGAAGAUGAAUCUCUGUUUUUGUCCAAGUAAGGCUAAAAUUCGUACUAUUCCUCUGAAGUUCCAAAUAUACAGUACAGUACCAGAUACAGUACAUCGGUACAAUCCUCAUCCAAUGAGAGUUAAGGAAAUGGGGAGGGGGAGGGAGCAGGAAAAUGGAAAAAGAAAGAACUGUGAAAACAGAAAUCUGAUGGAUGUCAUAAAUUAGGAAACGUCUUCAAAAUAUCUCCAAACCGAGUGGGUUGUCUCUAAUUUAUGCUUUGGCCACAACUACAAGGACGAGUCAAUAACAUUAUUUGGGUAUGAGUUGAUAGAAAAUGAGCUGUUAAAAAUGAGAUUCUCAUUGGACAGGUACUUUCAAAGAUCUGAGACUAUAACUCACUCUCUUUUCUUUCUUUCUCCACUCUCCUCUCAUGGACAAUACCAUGACUCCUUUUUGACCAUCUCAGGUUGUUAAAUUUAACCAUCCAGGGACUUAAUAUGACAGAAGUGGUCGUGUGAUGAGUAAUCUUGCCUAAGACUGAAGAAUUGCCCUUGACCCUAACUGCAGCCUUAUCCUCAAUCGCUCUCUCUCUCUAUUUUUCUCUCUCGCUCUCUCUCUUAGAGCCAUGUGAAUGUUGUUAUGGUAUAAAGACAUUCUUCAUCAUCACAUUAAACUAGUAAAUGACUGAAUUAUUUGUGAGGCGGCCAGAACACAGCUGGGAUGAGUUUAUCACUGGAAUUUCAUCCUCUUCCUUUUCCCCUCUUCUCUUUUCACUCUAUGCUGUUCUCUCCUCUCCUCUCAAUCGGCUCUCCUCCUCUCUUCCACUCCAUCUCUCCUCCCCUCUCUCUCCUCUCUUCUUAUCUCUUCUCCUCACAGGAAUGUAUCAGAGUACCUCUGAUGGGACAUUAUCUUUCAUUAUAAAUAUCUGACAGUCAGCCUGGCAUUACAGAGCACUAUCAGCUAUCAGGUUUCUAAGGCUACAAGCAUGUCGAGUGUAGUUCAGGUGAAGGCCGCUAGAGGUCACUGGGGUGGUGCUGUAAACUGAAGGCUGGGGAGAUGGCACACCAGGCAGGUAGGCCUAGGCUACAUGUCCUUCACUCUGACCCUCAACUCAUACCUCAGAGUCCUACUCCAAACAAGCUAAAUACGUUUUAGAGAAGUUGAAAUGCUUGAACUGGGGUCCCGUGUGGCUCAGUUGGUAGAGCAUGGCACUUGCAACGCCUGGGUUGUGGGUUUGAUUCCCACGGGGGACCAGUAUGAAAAAGUACAAAUGAAUACACUCACUACUAUAUGUCGUUCUGGAUAAGAGCGUCUGUUAAAUGACUAAAAUGUAAAUGAACUGAUCUUUGCGGUCCAGACUGUUAUUAUUGGAGAUGUAGGAGUCUGGGAGGUAGGCUAUAACUAGGCCCGAUAGACUGUCUAUAACCAUAACCACAGUCCGAGUUUUAGUUGACUGAACAGGAACUAGAACACAUCUUCUCAUAAAAAAAGAGGGUUUUAAUCUAACCAUCCAGGGACUUAAAGUGACAGAAGUGGUCGUGUAAUGAGUAACCUUGCCUAAAGGCCGCUACACACUUUCUGCAAACUACGCCAACGCAGCGACGGAGCAUCGUUUUCUACGUAGUUCUACGUACUUUUGUGCGGCUCAAAUUUUGGACCGGAACGUAUAUGAUGCUCUGUCGCUCUGUUUGCGUUAAGACUGAAGAAUAGCCCUAGACCCUAACCCCAGGCUUAUCCUCAAUAUUUAUUUAUUUCUCUCUCUCAGAGAUGUGAAUGUUAUGCUAUAAAGACAUUCUUCAUCAUCAAAUGA